Molecule: messenger RNA, 3577 nt
Organism: Durio zibethinus
Lineage: Eukaryota; Viridiplantae; Streptophyta; Magnoliopsida; Malvales; Malvaceae
Source: RefSeq, a predicted model, not a curated record
UACAACUAUGAUAACCCCCAAAGGUAAAUCAAAUGCAUUAAAAACUAUGAAACCAAGAAUCACACGUGCGUAACAUCUUAUUCAUACGUUGCGUGUUUUGGCACUUUACCAUAAAAAACACGCGGUAUGUAAUAAACCCUUCACUGUAAAAAUUAAAAGGAAUUACUGUUAGUAAAAUAAAUAAAUAAAAGGAAAAAAGAAAAUCUGGUCAGAUUCAGACCAGAGUCGUGCGAGCGAAUCCAUUACCGACACCCCUCUAACAUCUAAGUUUCUUUUCACGAGGAAAUCUAAUUAAUACAUUUAUGUUUUGUUUUAUUCCUUUCAUUACCCUUUCGUCCAAUCCAACGGGUCACGUUUAUCCAUUUUCUCAAAUCUAAAUCUUCACCCUCUGAUCAGAUCAUCUCACUGAACAUAUCCUCCUCCCUUCAUUCCUUCAGAUCUAACACGCCACACAAAAACGGAAGAAAAAAAAGAAACAGUUUUUGUUCUUUCUCUCUCUGUUUUUCGCUUCUUGAUUCUUGGAGAGAGAAGAAAACCCAAAGGAAAAGGAAAAAGUUUGAGUCUUUGAGCUUAAAGUUACUAUCUUUACUAUCAUCCCAAAAGACCCAAAUGGUGGAAGCGCAAACAUGGACAAGGAGGAUGAGCAACCCAAGACUGGACUCAAUCGCUACUGCCGACCACAAGGUUUUGGAUAUUCCGGUAACCCCAACUGGUGAUGUUAGAAACAGCGUCUACAGCGUUGGAUCCCAUCUCUCUCCUAACCUUUUAACAGCACUGAUCAUUGCUUCAUGGUUCAUGUCCAACAUUGGAGUCCUUUUACUGAACAAGUAUCUACUCAGCUUUUAUGGCUACCGUUAUCCAAUCUUUCUCACCAUGCUUCACAUGAUCUCAUGUUCUUGUUACAGUUACGUAGCCAUAACCUUUCUUGAAAUAGUUCCAAGGCAACACAUUUUGUCAAGGAAGCAGUUUUUCAAGAUCUUUGCUUUGAGUGUUAUUUUUUGUUUCUCCGUUGUGUGUGGGAACACAUCUUUAAGGUACAUUCCGGUGUCGUUUAACCAAGCUAUUGGUGCAACGACCCCUUUUUUCACUGCUAUUUUCGCUUUCUUAAUCACUUGCAAGAAGGAAUCUGCUGAGGUUUAUUUUGCACUUUCGCCUGUGGUUUUUGGGAUUGUUUUGGCUAGUAAUAGUGAACCUUUGUUUAACCUGUUUGGCUUCUUGGUUUGCAUUGGUUCUACUUCUGGUCGUGCUUUGAAAUCUGUGGUUCAAGGGAUCUUGUUAACUAGUGAAGCUGAGAAGCUACAUUCCAUGAACUUGUUGUUGUAUAUGGCGCCUAUGGCAGCAACGAUUUUGUUGCCAUUUACUUUAUAUAUUGAAGGGAAUGUUGCAAGAGUCACACUUGAGAAAGCUAGGAGUGAUUCUUUUAUUAUUUUCUUGUUGGUUGGGAAUGCUACGGUGGCCUAUUUGGUGAAUUUAACAAAUUUUUUGGUUACCAAGCAUACAAGUGCCCUUACUUUGCAGGUUUUGGGCAAUGCUAAAGCUGCAGUGGCUGCGUUUGUGUCGGUUAUGAUCUUUAGAAAUCCGGUGACCGUGAUGGGAAUGACUGGAUUUGCUGUUACAAUUAUGGGAGUUGUGCUUUACAGUGAGGCAAAGAAGAGAUCUAAGGUCACAACACACUGACAAUAAUUUUAAAAGAAAGGAUGGGAUUCAUUUUGAUCGCCACAAACACGGGUGCGGCUCUUUUUUCUUUUUAUUAUUCACUGUAAUUUCUUGUUUUUUGUUUUUUAUUUUUUAUUUGAUUUAAUGGAGGGAAAGAAUCAAAGAAGAGAAUUUGGAUAAAAGAAAAUUGUGAUUGGAUUGUAUAGUAACGAUGGAGGAAAAACAGGGAAAAGGGUUUGAUGCUCUUUUUUCUUUUUUAUUGGGGUAAGAGAAUAAAAUUCUCUCUUUCACUUUUUCCCUGUUUGUAAUCUUACACAUUCUGUUGCUGCAUUAAUAGGGACAGAUAGAAGACUCAGUUCAAAUAUUCAUUUCAUGUGUUGUAGUUGGGAGAAGAAGUUCUCCCACUUGUAUAUGUUGGACAUAUCUCCUGCUGUUUCAUUGUUUGACUUCAGUGUUCUGUUCAUGAAUUCUUCAUUGUUUAACUUCCAGCUUAAAUCCAUUCAUGUUGACAUUCUUUGGUCUUAUUUCUGAUUUUGGAAGAAUUUCGGUUGUUGGUAAUUCUGUUUCGGGUCUAAUCCUUGUAAUUGGGUUUAGAAGGAAACAUGUUUUUUUAUGAUGGAACAGCCUGAGAAUGAAGUGUUGGUGCAUUUUCAGGUGUCCUGAGAAUCUGAAAAGAAUUUUCUUCUUCUAUAUACCAUUUGAAAGUUCAUCUUUGUGAUCUGUUAUGUGGGUUUUUCCAUCCAACGAUAAUUGGUCAACUGUUCAUAUUUAUUUCUCAUCAUGGUUGUUAUUUUCUGUAUUAAAUAUUAUGUAGAAAACAAAAGGGAUAGCUUGAAUUAAAACUGAUGGACAAUGAAUCAGCGAACGGCCUAUUUCUAGAUAAGCAUUGAGGUCAAUGACCAUUCAUUUUUGUUACUACUAUCAAUAAACGUGUGAAGAACUUUAGAAUCCUUUUAACCACCGCUCCAGAGUUAAAAGUUGGUAAGAUUCCAUAUUUCAUUUCCAGGAAACCAGCUGCAAGUGAUUAAAAUGCAGCUUUUUGCUGACCUGUGCACGAUGUUGAGAUACUGGUUCUGUCUUCUGGACAAAAUACUUUUUCUAUGUUAUGAAUUUGCAUGUUCUAUCAACCGGGAUCAAAUGGAGUUCUGGCAUCGGCAAGUGUUGAUUAGAGAGUUCUAGCUUGAUAGAGGUGUAAUAAAGUAAUACAAUCGAAUGAACGUUUGCAGGUAUUAGCAAAACUGUUCUGUUACUAGUGGCGCAAUUUGGGUCGUCAAAUUUUUACGCUUGAAGUUUGUAGGAAAUAAAAGAUCAAGGAAAUUGAUUUUAGAACGAAAUAACGUUUUUGAAGGCCAAAUCAAUGUCAAUCCAUUCAGAGAUACUUGUCUUAUCGGGAAACAACGUGGAAAUGGAGCUGUGAAUGUCUGAAUGGUCAAUCAACUGACAAUUAUAUAAACACGAAACGGCGUGCCUGUUCAUCUGCUUCAGCUAGAAAACGACCAAAUCAGCCUGCGGUUAACCUAUUCCCUGUCCUGGUUAACCUUGAGGCAUUUGCUCUUAGCAGCCUCGGUGUCGGUUGCCACGUAUGUUUCUAGCAGUUUAAGCUGACAGAAAUCCACUUGGUGUGGCUUGAUUAAGAUUUUCCAAUCAGGGAGGAACUAAGGGUUGCUCAAAAUUUUUGUGGCAGUUGGAACUACAUAUUCUCACAGCGGCUAGCUUUAAAUUAUUGGGUUGGUAGAAAGGCAAGAUUUAGAAUUAUGCGUUUUAUUGUACAUGUAUCUAAUGUGGCUUUGGACUAGGCAAUUCAAACAAACAGGGCCUGGCUUGCAAUUCAUAUAAAAGUUAAUAUUCCAAAUCAUUCGGUGUGGACUUCUUUCUUCCCCCAUUCCAUCUGGUCGAAGGCUUUGCAUAAAAUACAAUAUAA